Dimorphilus gyrociliatus is the source of this 5394-nucleotide messenger RNA. The record is from the annotation of a GenBank genome assembly. Lineage: Eukaryota; Metazoa; Annelida; Polychaeta; Dinophilidae.
AGGAUUUAGAUAUUAUAGUAAAGAACUUGAGAACCUUUAGCUGCCUAAAUUCUCUGAAGGAACCAGCCUUGAAAUCUUUGGCCUGUAACUCUCGAUACGAAAGCUAUGAUGGAAACGAAGUACUAUUUUAUGAGGGAGAGUUGAGCACUUGCUGGUAUAUCUUAUUAUCCGGCUUGGUUAUAAUUGAAAAGGAAUUAUACUUCCCACGUAAUUGCUUCGGUAAGAGGACAGCCGAAUGUAGAAGAAGAAUGAAUCAAUGUCUAGUAUUGGAUAGUUCGGAUAUGAUAGUCAUUGACUACCCGGAUGUACAGAUUGAAGAGGCGUCGAACCGACGGUCGAUGAUAGAGAAAUGCUUCGGCGACGAUUGCGAUGUACGGUUGACCAGAUACCGAAUUCAUUCAACGGACGGAUUAAUCGAUCAUCUACGACCAGACGAAUUAACAAUGGUACACGGAAAUGAUUAUAAUAAGGAUGGCGAACAUCGCUUACAAGCUGCUAGAACUGCUGCUUGUAAGCGGAAUUCUCAUGCUUCCGAUACUUCUAGCGCCUAUAGCGGUUCGGAUAUGAUGCAGAGUAGUGUAAGCGGUGAAGUUGCUGAUUUAUCCGGAUUGACGGAAACUCUUGUAGACUCUGAUGACGAGGAAGGUUACGUUGAAAGUUCCGACGGGUCAACUGUUAGGGAUAAUGUACAAGAAAUAUUUGAAAAAUCUAAAAAUGAAAGGACUGACGAUGAUAUCGAAACAUUGUUAGAAAAUUUUAAACAUUUACCGGCUUUUGCCAAUAUGACAAUGGCUAUUAGAAGAGAAAUGUGUAGAGUAAUGGCUCUUGCAGUUGUAGACAAAGCCAAUAUGACCGUUCUAGAAGAUGGAGAAAUACUGGAUUCUUGGUCCGUAAUACUGAAUGGACACGUCGAAGUGAUAAAACCCGAUAAAACCGUCCUUACUUAUAACAUGGGUGAAUCCUUUGGAAUAUCUGCUUCGAAAGAAAUUCAAAAGCAUGUUGGAGUUAUGCGAACUAAAGUUGACAAUUGUCAAUUUAUUUGCAUCGAUCAAGAGAAUUAUUAUCGUAUUUUAACUCAGGGGGAAGAGAACACGAUACGGCACGAAGAGAAUAAUAAAGUAGUUCUCGUUACUGAACAACAGGUUGCCGGUGGAUCGAAAAAAGACUUCACCGUAAUAAGGGGCACAAAAGAUAAACUCUUGGAUCACUUGUUGGAAAUUUCAAAUACCGAUCCAUCAUACGUGGAAGACUUUUUACUAACUUACCGAACGUUCUUGUCAUCUCCAUAUGAACUAACUUCAAAGCUAUUAGCGUGGUUUGACGAUAAGAGACUGCGGGAUAGGGUAACUAGAAUUGUUCUGUUAUGGGUAAAUAAUCACUACAACGACUUUGAAAGUGAAUCGGGUAUGAGUGAAUUUUUAGAAAAAUUUGAAAAUCUCUUAACUCAAGAGAGAAUGGAAGGCCAAUUAAGAUUGUUGAAUAUUGCGUGCGCAGCUAAGGCUAGGCCUAGGAAUGUUGUGGUAAGACGAUCGGAUCGUAAUCAAGUCCUACAAUUUCACAUACUCGGAGGUCAAGAAAGGGGGGCCCCAAUUUUUAUUACAAAUGUGCAGAAAAAUACGAAAGCUCACGAGGCAGGUUUAAAGAGGGGUGAUCAAAUUUUACAAGUCAACAACCAAAGUUUCGAUAAGAUAACCCAUAAAAAAGCUCUAGAAAUUCUGAGAGGGUCCACUCACUUAUCAAUGGUCGUCAAAUCAAAUCUAAUGGCAUUUACUGAUCUCCUGCAAGAAUCAACGCAUGUCAAUUUGGAAGGUCUCUCUAUAGAAUCUCAUGAAACGAAUAGAAAUGAAACACGACCUCAGAGGUUGUCUGCACCAGAUUUGCAGGCGUUAGGCGUCAAGUCUGUACUAAAAUCAAAUUCCACUGACAAAGAAAAAAAGAGUUUUAUAAGCGGUAGCAAGGCAAUGAAAAUUCGGAAGGCACUAAUGAAAUUAUACUGGAGACCAAAAGCUGUCACAGACAAGCCUGAGGGGAGAACUUUGAAAAGGAGUCUGAGUUCUUCUGGCAGUAUACAAUUGUCGACAUCGAAUCCAGAUUUAAGUGCUUUUGACGAUUCAGAAUUUAGAGCUUUUCCUGAUUACGUUAUUAAAGUCUAUAGAUCUGAUCAAACCUUUAAAUAUUUACCAAUACAAAAGGAAACGACGGCUCAGCAGGUUGUUAUGUUGGCAUUGAAACAAUUCGGAAUGACUGAGCCGAGCACAAAGUUUUCUUUAUGCAUCGUAACAAUUGAAACAGAAGACGUUGUAAAACAGAAACGUUUGCCUGACCAGUUGGAUAAUUUAGCAGAGAGGAGCAGCCUUAACGGAAGGUACUACUUAAAGGAAAAUACAGAAACGGAGCCAUUAAUUCCAGAUGAACAAAAAGGGGAAUUGUUAAAAGAAGGUUUAACCAGUCUCCUCCAAUUGCAUCCGGCUGAAAUAGCAGCUCAGUUAACCUUAAAUGAUUUCCGACUUUUCAAUAGUAUUCACCCAACUGAAUACAUAGAUGAUUUAUUUGACAAAGGUAGCGUUUUUGGAACACCAAAUUUGAUGGACUUUGUAAAGUUAGUGAAUAAGGAAACCCUUUGGGUGGUAACUGAAAUCCUAAAAGAAACGAAUCUUGUGCGUCGGGUAAAAUUCAUAAAACAUUUCAUAAAGAUUGCACGCCAUUGUAGGGAAUUGAAAAAUUUCAAUUCUGUAUUCGCCAUUGUUAGUGGAUUAGACCACACACUGCUAUCGAAGUUGAACGCAACUUGGGAAAAAGUUAGCAGAAAGUACACAAACCUGUUGGAAGAUCUAAGACAAUUGUUCAUGCCGUUACGUAAUUUCUCGAAUUAUAGACGGCUGGUCAAUAGCGAGCGAAUAGAACCACCCAUGAUACCUUUCUUUCCGUUAUUUAAAAAGGAUUUGUCUUUCAUUCACCUCGGUAAUGAUGACUUUGUCGAGGGUUUGAUCAACUUUGAAAAAUUAAGAAUGCUAGCAAGAGAGAUUCGGCACAUAUCAAACAUGGCAACCAUUCAAAAUCCUAUGCACACUUUGUUUAUGCACGGAUUACCAACGACAGGAGCGCACGCUGAAAGGGUAUUCAGCGCCUUUGGAUCUCGAUCGCUAUCGGCUCCAUCGAAUGCCGCUUUAGCCGUAGCGACAAUAAGAAGGAAAAGAAAAGCCUCAACUGCACCUAACCUAAAAAAAAUAUAUGAAGAGGGGCAAAUGGUUAGAAAAGUUAGAGACUAUUUAGAGAAGUUAAAGGUUAUUGAGGACGAUGAAGAACUAAAGGAAUUGGCCCAGCAGUGCGAUUCAAAGGAAGGCUCUCUACGAGGAUUAAAGAGAGAGUCAUCACCAUCCAUCCAAUCCAGAUCAACCAGAAAUUCAGCUACAAGUUUAGCUCCGAAUGCCUUUGCUGAUAGACUAGGUCCUGCUGAAGUGGUAAGAAAACGUAGUUGGACUUUUGGUGAUAAUAUUUUAAAGUCGGAUGCAAGAGGAGUAACGAGUUUGGAUAGCAUGAAUAAGCUGAUCGGUCUGAGAUCUAAGACUAAACCUCACAAUAAUAAGCACGACCCUCUUCCAACAAGCACUGUUUCCCCUAUUGUUCCUCGAAAGUCGAAGAGUCCGCCUUCACCUACUACACCUCCACCCCCCAAGCUAACUUUGACGAUGGAGAGCUCAAGCGUUAGCUCAACAGCUAACUCCCCAUCUAAACAACCUCCACCUGUUCCACCGAGACGUUAUAGAGAACGCAAUUCAGAAUCCUGCAGCAGUGUUAACAGCGAAAAGAAAGCCGGUGAUCGUUCCCACCAAGCUCACGGUAAUUAUCGUAUAAUAGUUUACUAGACGUAGAUAUGUGGAAAGGGUAGUCGCUUUCAUAUUCGUUUACCUCUUGUUCGUUUUCUAAUCGAUAAAAAAAAGCGGAAGAGAAAGGAAUAUAAAACAGAAAAUUUAGAAAAGCAUAUAUAUAUAUAUAUAUAUAUAUAUAUAAAACACGGAAGGGACAUAUUUAGAAGCUUUGUUAACGUAUACAGCAUCGAAUAUUCGCCAGACUAAUGAAUCUAGACCACGUCUUCCUUCUUACAACGACGCCGUUAGGCGUUUGGAAACCUGUUUUAGACAAACAGGUAAUAGAACGGAGUAUUUUGUUGCUUUCCUUUUUUGCGAACUCCUCCAAAACUUUCAUAUAUUUUAUUUUUGUUUUAUUUUUUCCGUAUUUAACUCGCUUGAUGUGCAGAUUUUCUACGGCCUCGUGCUGUUUUACCUUAGAGAGUGUGCUUGUUUUUUUUUAAAAAGGCCUUACAGAAAAAGCGCUUGUCAAUUUUUUUUUUAAUUCAGCCGUAAGCGUACAAAACACUUUCGUUUUUUAUGUUAAUAUUUUUUUUCUUACCUUAUAAUUUUAUUAUUUUUUAAUUAAAUGGAAUUUUUUAAAACAAAAUAUUAUCUAUACAUCUAGCAAGCAGACCUGCAUUACCUUGCUACGAAGAGGCUUUGCAACACAAGAAAUUCUUAGGCCAAUGUGGUCGAUCGGCUAGUCAGGAUAUGCCAAAAGCAACCCUUAUGGUACCAAACACUAGACCUAGGGCUUCAUCAGCUACACCUCCAAUGCCGAAAACCGAAGAGCCGAAAUUUUCUUCUCUAAUUAGUGACGAAGAAGAGAAAGUUUCGGCCGUUUGAAUUGGUUGAACAAAGAGAAAUGUAUAUCUAUCUUUAGACAUAUAUAUAUAUAUAUAUAUAUAUAUAUGUGUGUGUGUGCAAUAAACAAAUUUUGGAUGAUUAGGUGCUUACCAUCCACUUGUUUAAAGGUGCUGUAUAGAAAUGAAAAAAAAAUUGGAAGAGACUGAAAAUGAAAAGGAAUUUCUUUGGUUUUUUUGUUUUCUGUUUUUUUUUUAAUUAUAUGUAUUUAUAUAUCAAAAACCCUCAUCUUUUCUUCUAUCGUGAUGAAUACCUUUCUGAUUUGUUACCUGUCAUUUACUUCUUAUUUUUUUCUUGCCUGCAAUCCCAUCUUUUUUUUUUUUUUAUAAAGAAAACAAACAAAAUUGUGGCGAAUACUUUUAACAGGAAUAUCUGAUAUUUCCUUUUUAUUUUUUUGAAGAAUUCAAGUGUUUCUUCUUUUUUUUCUAAUCAAAUAAAAAUCCUCAAAUUUAUUGUUGUUAUAAAAGAGAAAUUGGUAAAUAAAGAGUAACCUAUAUAAUGGACCAAAAAGAUAAAAGUGAUAAAAAAAGUAGAAAUGUUACACAAAUGAUAAUGAAUGGUCUCUCUGUUUUUUUUCUUGAUUAUCUCUUUUAAUUGAAUACGAAAUAAGAUUUUGAAUAGUAAAAUAUUCGUAUAAACUGUAUGAUAUGUAUAUACAUUUGUAUACCAAUAUAUGGAU